This is a messenger RNA of Plasmodium malariae, 873 nucleotides long. It is a transcript of the gene IscA2, whose product is annotated as iron-sulfur assembly protein, putative. Gene Ontology annotation, cellular component: cytoplasm; mitochondrion. Gene Ontology annotation, biological process: iron-sulfur cluster assembly. The record is from RefSeq and is a predicted model, not a curated record. Gene Ontology annotation, molecular function: 2 iron, 2 sulfur cluster binding. The transcript has a single exon. NCBI's taxonomy places the organism in Eukaryota, Apicomplexa, Aconoidasida, Haemosporida, Plasmodiidae. The coding region runs from base 1 to 873 and encodes 290 amino acids.
AUGUGUACUAUAAACAUUAGGCUAUUUUGGUUUUACAAUGUACGAAAAUAUUUUUAUAAUGUACAUAAAAUAAAGAAUUUGAACAACAGGCUAAAUGGUAGUAGCAUAAAGGAAAAAUAUCUUGAUAUUUCAAAUGUGAAUGUAAAUAGCAAUAAAAAUGAAAUAUUUGAAAAUCUGCAAAAAAAAAAAAUUGUUAAUGAAGAGAAGUCCAAAAAUAAAUUCUUUACAACAAAUGGGAAGCAUGUUAAAAAUAUGGAGUAUAUUUUAAAUGAGUUUAACGAGUUCGUUUCGAUCGAUCAGUAUGAAAAAAGGAGGGAAAAACAAAACACUAUGAAAUGCAUGGAAGGAGGGACUAAAAAAUCGGAAGCAAAAAGGGAAGAAAAAAACAAAGAGAAAUUAAACCAUAAAAAGGAUAAAACAAACGUAAGUGAAGAAGAAGAUGACGAAUCAAAAUUGGAUAAAUUAUUAAAAAAAAGAAACGUUAAAAAAGAUAUAGUAACAAUAACAGAUAAAGCUAAAUAUGAGAUUAAGAAAAUUAUAGAAGAUAAUAACAAAGAAAAUAAAAAUGAAAAUUAUGUUUUAAAAUUAUUUUUUAUAACUAAAGGUUGUAAUGGAUUAACUCAUUCUUUUAAUUUUAUUAACAAGGAUGACAUUCAUAAAAAUGAUGAAAUUAUUUAUGAUGAUACAAAAAAAAAAAACAUUCUCCUAGUAAUUGACAGCAAUUGUAUUCUUUAUGUUAUUAACACAACACUCGAUUAUUAUAAAGAUGACUUAACUGAAAAAUUUAUUUUCACAAAUCCGAAUAUAACAUCAGUUUGUCCCUGCGGAACGAGCUUUCACUUUUCAAAAAAAGAGGUAGAUAAAUUGGAGUAA